Salpingoeca rosetta is the source of this 1213-nucleotide messenger RNA. RefSeq lists its product as uncharacterized. NCBI's taxonomy places the organism in Eukaryota, Choanoflagellata, Craspedida, Salpingoecidae. Gene Ontology annotation, cellular component: mitochondrial matrix. The transcript has 4 exons. Gene Ontology annotation, biological process: fatty acid metabolic process; DNA damage response. The record is from RefSeq and is a predicted model, not a curated record. The coding region runs from base 102 to 989 and encodes 295 amino acids.
AAACUUGGCCAUGCCACCGCAGAAAAAUUCACCGAUAAACGUCGAAAGGUUUCUACCAAAAUUCCGGCCGGACAGGCCAGCAAGAACGAACAACGACAACGAUGAUGAUGAUGAUGGCGAUGAUGAUGCAGUCGAGGGCGUGUGGCAGAGGCGUGGUUGCGGCUGCCAGUGCUCAGUGUGGCAGCAGAAGAAGAGCGGUGGCUGAGGGGAUGAUGAGGACGAGGGUGAUGGUGAGGGAAGCAGCAGCAGCAACAGCACCUCAGAUGGUGCGGCUGGAGACGUGGCGGACCCUGAGUACAAAGGCAGCCCUUCAGACACAGCAACAAGAGACACACCAGCAGACACAACAACAACAACACAUGCCUUCCUGCUUCACGAGAAGGAGAACCACAGCGUCGCCGUCAACGUCGUGCGCUGUUGACUUUGAUCAACUGGAAGCGGUCGAUGCUGGGCCCUUGGGGCUGUUUGUGUUUCCAGACGUCAUCAGUGAAGCGGAAGAGGAACACUUGAUGUCGCAGGUGAACCGCAAGCUCAAGCGCAUGCGGUACGCCUCGGCGCACUUUGACCGCGCCAUCAGCGGCUACAGGGAGAUGCGCAAGUCACGAUGGGACCCAGCGUCCAUGGACACGUUUGCGCGCCUGCAGACCAUGCACCCUUCCCUCCAAGCCCACAUCCAGCCCAACCCUUCGUACCACAUCCUGGACUUGGAGGCUGAGGGAACCAUCUUCCCACACGUCGACAGCCUGAAAUACGCUGGUCCAGUCAUUGCCGGGAUUUCCAUGUUGUCUGACGCUGUCAUGACGUUUGCUUCAGAGAAGGACCCAAGUGAUGUGAUCGAAGCCUUCCUUCCCCGUCGCUCCAUGUACAUCAUGAGCAAUCGCAUUCGAUAUGACUACACGCACGCUGUGGAAUACAAGCAGUUCAUAUGGGGUGGCAACACGUACGAGCGCACGCGCCGUGUCUCCCUCCUCAUGCGCAACGAAGAUUAGCACAACACAAGGCACGCGCACCGCAGCAUACAGCACAUGUACCACAACGCGGAGCACGUACAUGUACUCGUGUGUGUGUGUGUGUCCGUGUGCGUAUCUGCGUUUUCGUGUGCGCAGAGGGGGUUGGUUCACGAGCGCUUGCCGUCACUUCUUAUUCCCUUGCUAGCCAAGCUUGUAUUUGCCACUGGCGUGAUAGUGUACGCUUGUAAACAACACAACACCUA